AUGUCGACCGGUCCCACUUAUCCGUCGUCUCUCAACGCGGCCGACGACAACGCGAACCGAGGGCGCCGGACGUCAUUUUUCUCGCUUUCUCCUACCCACCACUCGGAAAACGACCUCACAUCAUUAGACGCGGACGACGACUUCUGCGAUCCGUUGGAUUACAUGGUGGAGGACACGCGGUGGGAUUUAUCCCCAAAAACAAUGAAUGCGACCGCAAACGGGGGGAAUGAUCAUCGUCAAAACACACCGCAAGCCGCAUCUCCCAGCAUGAAUUACGACGACAAUGAAAGAGAUAAUAGCGCCCAUGAGCAACAGGAUCGUGAUGAUACACAAUUAAGUCUCGAUUCAUUACCUCCGUUACCCGAUCACGAUGAUAGCAGUCUCGAAGAACGCAGCGACCACGGCCGCGCGGAGAACCAAACCUUUCUGGAAGAGAACGAGAUGCAGAAGAAACUGAUGGACAUGGAGUCUAGCUUUCUACCAGAACCUUCGACUAUUGAGGUUGCUGCCGCGGACCGUACCCCGGGCGCUGACGAUACAUAUGUGGUUGGAGCGUUGGAUGAGGAGCCUGCGUUAGAUUUUGCAGAGCCAUCCUGGGCGGCACCAGACGAUUCUAGCCACGACCUAACAUCGACAAACAGCGGUGUUCCCAUUCCUCCUAGCCCCGGCAUCGGACCCACGGAAGAUAGCACAUUGAAUCUGGAUGCCACACCAGCAGUAUCUGGGGAGCAAUACGGAGAUAAUACAACGAUGUUGGAAGCGAUCCCGUCGUCCCCAGCUGCCGCGGCGGCAGCUCGAAUGGGCAGUCGGAAUCAAUCUUUGUUGCAUGAAAAUGUCGAUGGAGUGAGUCAGCAGGAACCCAGUCAGCUUUCUCAGGAAUAUUCGGUCGGCCAGUCCUCAAUAGAGAGCGCCGAUCAAUAUUUACAAUCAGCGCAGGAUUUCCGAAACGAAUCUGCAACGCAUUCUAGGAUAUUCAGUGACACCACUACCACCGACGCGGACAACGCAUCUCGCACGAGUAGCCGAAGGAGUAGCCGUCCUAAAUAUUUGAACAGUCGUCAAUCCGCGAACCGGCUUUCGUAUUCUUCCGCGGCAAGUGGUGCUACUGAAGGGACUCGCAGUGAUGCAACCUUAGGUGCUGCGGACUAUGCGCUCCAAUCCGGGGGUGCCGCACCCAACCUGACUGUGGGGUCUCGCCGCAACAACUUGGCUAGAUCAGUGAGUUUGGGAAGUAUGGCGUCUGGGAUAUCGGGAUACAGUGACGAGAACAUUAUGAAUAAACGAGACAUGAGUGGAACUACAGAUAGCGGCCUUCACACUUUAGAUGAGGAAGAGGGCUUGCAAUCACGUCCCGUUUCAUCGCAUCAACAACAAUCAGAGCAACAAUCGCAAUCAGAAUCUACUGACGAAGCCUCUGGACCAAUGACGCCCAAGGCUAAACCUCGCGACCAAGGGUUUCCGACUGAUACCGUAAUCACGGAACGAGUUAAAGAUGUCCAAAUCCCGAGUGCUUUUGUGAAGCAAUACCGCGAAGACUUUGGUCAGGGGCCGUCACCCGACAAGCGAGGACCUGGCAUGACCCCCGGUUUCGCGCGCAGUGGACGAUCAUUGACACUGAAAGAGCAGAGCAGCACAAUUGACCGUCUUUCGAAAGAAAAUUUUGACCUGAAAAUGCGAAUACAUUUUCUCAAUGAAGCUCUAAACCGUCGUUCGGAGGAAGGAGUCAAGGAGAUGAUCUCCGAAAACGUCGAGCUAAAAUCUGAUAAAUUGAAAUUACAGAAGGAUAACCAAGGGUUGAAACGGAAGAUACGCGACCUAGAGAAGCAGAUCAAAGAUCAGCAGUCUGAUAAAGAGUCGAUGAAGAACCACGACCCUGAAGGCUCUGACGAAGAUGACCGUGAUCACGCUCAUGAUGAGGAAUUGAUAUACCUGCGGGAGCGGGUCGAGGCAUACGAGCUUGAAAUUGAGCGGUUAAGAUCUGAAAGUAUGGCGAGGGAAGGCGAGAAACGGAGAUUGGCCGAAAUGGUUAAAUCACUAAAUGAUGGGAGGCCUGUUGGGUCAGAUUCCGGAGCAAGGGAGGAAAGGGAUAUGUGGAAAGACAUGCUCGAGGCGGAAACCGCAGCUCGCGAGCAGGCUGAUGAUGAGAACAAGAGAUUGCGGGAAGAACUUAUGCGCUGCAGGAACGAGACGAGCUUCUCCAUACCACCGAUAGCAUCUUUGAGGACUGGGAACCGGGACCGUGGAGGCUCUAUGGUAUCGUAUUCAGCCGCUUCUGACAGGGACAUGCAUCGCAAUGCUGCAACCGGCAGCUCUUCCAGUUCAACCCUUGUAAUGGAAUAUGAGUUGUUAAAGCAGGAAAAUGCGGAGCUGCGGAGAGAGGUCAGCGCCCAGACUUCAAUGUUGACAUCCCGGAACCGGGAGAAGGAACGCUUAUAUCAGGAGAUCGAGGAGUUGAAGCUCGGUCAACGUCGGGAUCGAUCCAUUGCUGGCGACAGCAUAUUAGAACGGUCUGCCUCUAGAGCUCAGGGACGGCCACCAUCACGCUUUAGUGACCAAACCGGACAGUCUCCGGUUGACGACGCAGAGCGCGAAGAUUGGGAAGUCCGCAACGGGCAACUACGCGACCAGGUUUCGACACUGAAACUGGAAAACCAGGCUAUCCGGCAACAAGUCGACGAUUAUUCUAGGGAGCUUGAAGCACUGGAUAAAGCCUACCAGGCUGAUGUAGACCAAGCUGAAGAAGAAAUACAGAAUAUUCAGCAAGAACGUGAUCAGGCAUUGCAGAUGGCCGAUGAGAGGGAUGCAGCCUUCCAGGAUCUGAGAGCUGAAGCCCAAGAAGAGCUGGACGCUAUCGGUGACGAGCUGGAUCAAAAGGUCGAGGAGUGCCAACGCCUCACGGAAGACCUACGAACACAGGAUGAGAACCUAAGGGCACUGCAGGCAGAAAUGCGUUCGGCUAGCGAAGGAAUUAUUCGAUUGGAAGAAGAUGCACAGAAUAAUUUACAGCGGUACAAGGCCGUGCAGCAGGAGCUUGAAGAAUGCAAUGGGGAGAUGGAGUCCUUAGAAAAAAGCUUGUACGAGGCAAAUUCAAAGGUCCAGCGCCUCUCAGUCCAAAUCGAGUCGAGCCACAAUGAGAUCGCAUUCCUCCGAGAGGAACAAGAUGGCGACAAGAUUAAGAUUGGAGACCUAGAGUCCGAACUCAAGACAUAUCAGAUGAGCCUUCAGAGUGAGAAGGAUAAAACGAGGGAACUAGAAGAGCGCCUGGCCGAAGAAAGGCACCAACGCGAGGUUGUUGGAAGCAAAGAGAAGCAAGAGGUUCAGCGGAUUAUGAACGAACUAAACCGCGAGGCUUCUGCAGCGAAGGAAGAGUCUCGCAAGCUGAAGAAGAGCCUCUCGGCGCAAGAGAUCGAGACGGCUACCUGGAAGGACCGCCUCACUGAUUUGGAGAACAAUCUGCGAGAAAUACUCGGCGACAUCAGCGGCAGCCGGUCCAGCUUGAUAUCCAACAUUACGAAGCUGCAGAAGGAACUUGAAUCUACGGCUCUAGAGCUUGAGAGCACGCGGUCUACGCUGGACGAGAAGGAGUCGCUGCUACGAAACCGCGAUGCACUCCUCGAAAGUCAUGGACUGGAGUCCCGCAAGUUAGCCGAACUCCUUGACCGUGAACGCCACGCUCGUCGUGCAGACAAGCAAUCAUUCGAUCAAGCACUCAAAUCCCACCAUCAAGCAUCGCGGACCAUCACACAAAACAACUCUCGUAUCACCGAGUUAGAAAGUGCACGAAGCCAGGACCGCAAGCGUUUCACCGGCCUCGAACAACAAUUUCGGGAACAGCUCAAUGAGCGGAAUUCCAUGCUGCUGACAAUUUGGAAGCGCUUGUCCGGCAUGUGUGGACCAGAUUGGGCUCAUUCUAACAGCUUGAUCAACGGCAACUUACCAAGCCAGGAGGUCAUUGGGAAUAUUCUAUUUUGGCCUGGAUUUAGUCGAAACCUAUUGCUCGCCGUUAAAACUCUCGAGAGUGUGAUAUCGGGCUUCAAAUCCCGCGUUAAGGAUGUUGAGCGGAAUCUCACAAAGCAAUAUCAAACCCUUGAGCAUGCCUUUGGUUUGCGAAUUAAAAAGCUGGACAGGUUGGAGGAGACGACAAUGAACAUGCGCGCCCAAUUGCAAACUCGAAACCAAACCGGACUCUCACCUGAGUUAUCCAAACUUCACGGCGAGAACCGACUGUUGAAAGCCGAGCUCAAUCUCCUUCAGACGCAUCCGCGUAGCCGUGGCACUGGCACAGCCGAUAUGGUAGGCUCACCCCGAGCGUCGACCAUCGAUGUAACAGAACGUGGCCCGUUAGUCCGCGCCAAUCCAACUGCUGAUUCGUCUCCCAAGAGCAUUGCUCGAUCCGGCAUCCCGCAGCCAUCCCAGAUUUCAACAUCAACAGCGCUAGCUGAAAACACCGGCGCAGUCGCGCGUCCACGGCACAGAUCAUCAGAACCGGGUAACCAAGAAGUAUGGAUAAAACGACUGCACGAACUAGAAAAGAGACUCAAAGGGGAACGCGAAGCGCGCCUUUUGGAUCGCAGUGGAGCUAGAAGACGUCUUGAGGAGCGUGAUGCCGAGAAUAAGCGGCUCCGCGCACAGCUAGACAGACAACGCCUCCGCAAGGGCAUCUCAAGAGAGGUUUCCGCUGAUGAUGGGGCCCACGGACCUGGCUCUGACCCCACCACCGGGGAUGAAGGAUAUAGAGAUCAGGGCGAGGAGCACAGUUCGAGUGAGGGUGAGGGCAUUACCGUUGACAUUGAAGUUUGA
Molecule: messenger RNA, 4800 nt
Organism: Aspergillus puulaauensis
Lineage: Eukaryota; Fungi; Ascomycota; Eurotiomycetes; Eurotiales; Aspergillaceae
Gene: ORF1
Product: putative anucleate primary sterigmata (ApsB)
Exons: 2
Coding region: 1-4800 (1599 amino acids)
Cellular component (GO): microtubule organizing center
Source: RefSeq, a predicted model, not a curated record